UGACCACAUGUGGCCGACAGAUGCGGAUGUAAACACUGAACUAGAAUAACUUUUCUUUCUAAUCUCUUUCUGACACUUGGUUUAUUGACUUUUUAUACGUUGUGUAUAAAUACAUGACCGCCUGUUAGAUAUUUUUGUUUUUUGUAAUCGUACCGAAGGACCCAUAAGGUGCUUCUCAGAGAUGUCCUCCAACACCUCGUCUGUCCUCCUAAACACUGGGGUCCAGAUGCCCCUCCUGGGUUUAGGAAUGUACAAGUUGUGCGGGUCUGAGGAUGUCUUCCAGGCAGUAGAUGCUGCCCUGGCUGAAGGCUAUCGGGCCUUUGACAGUGCAGCUGUUUAUGGGAAUGAAGCUGAUCUGGGCCAAGCUCUGAAGAAGCUACUGCCUAAAUAUGGCUUGACCAGGGCAGAUGUUUUCAUAACCAGCAAACUGGGCCCUAAGGAUCAAGGUGUGAAGGCCAUGGAUGGAGCUCUCCACAGUCUGUCUCAGCUGGAUCUGGAUUACAUCGACCUCUACCUGAUCCACUGGCCUGGCACACAGGGGCAGGAUGUGGCUGACCAACGCAACCCAGGCAACCGAGCUCAGAGUUGGUCCGCUCUGGAGGAGCUGCAUGCCCAGGGGAAGCUGAAAGCCAUCGGAGUGUCAAACUACACACCAGCUCACAUGAGAGAACUGAUACAGAACUGCAACGUUCGACCUGCCCUGCUGCAGGUGGAGUUUCACCCACAGCUGUGCCAGGCUGAGCUGAAGGCUCUGUGUAAGGAGUUUGGCAUCUGUUUCCAAGCCUACACGUCCUUGGGGAGAGGAAAGCUGGUCACCGACCCUGUGGUCAUAGAGGUGGCGAAGAACUGUAACCGAACACCUGCACAGGUGCUGUUGCGAUGGGCGGUGCAGCAGGGCGUUUCGGUGCUGCCCAAGUCGGUGAAUCCAGACAGGAUAAAGGAGAACGCUGCCAUUUUUGAUUUCACGCUAACAGAUGAAGACAUGGACAGACUGUCGGCUUUGGACUGUGGCCACAGGUACUGCUGGGAUCCUUCACAGGUGGUCUGACACUCCAACAGUGGCCCAAACAUUUACAUCCAUGUUGCCUUUUCACAUGUACAUUACAUGUCAUGACAUAUUUGUUCCAGUUAUACUCAGUCUAUAAGGUUGUUCAGGUUCUCAGCACACCUGGAUUGAUAUAAAUGGUCAUAUAGAAACUAUGAACAAUCCAGCCUCCAUACCUUAAUGUUGCCAUGUUUGACAGGUUUGUAAACACUAUAAAAGCUGUAUAAUGUUCUUUUCUGCUGCUCAUUUAAGUCUCUAUGCCAUCAUGUCCUUAUCAGGGUUCUAAUAGUUUAACAUUGAAACUGAAUCUCGUAGUGAAAAAAGUGAAAUUAAACAUAAAUGGCAUUGAACACAGCAACAUAUAAUGGAAUGAAGUAGAGCUGCAGAUACAACAUCGUCAAGAACUAAAUUUCUUUGAAAAAUAUGAGACUUGGAAUAAAAAAUGGUUUGUGAA
This is a messenger RNA of Sphaeramia orbicularis (orbiculate cardinalfish), 1499 nucleotides long. RefSeq lists its product as uncharacterized. The record is from RefSeq and is a predicted model, not a curated record. NCBI's taxonomy places the organism in Eukaryota, Metazoa, Chordata, Actinopteri, Kurtiformes, Apogonidae. The transcript is spliced from 6 exons. Bases 182 to 1048 code for a protein of 288 amino acids.